AUGAAAUAUGGAAGAUUUCAUUUUAAUUUAAUUCCUUUAAAUGAUUAUUCAAGAAAGUUCUUUCCUAAUAUUGAAACAUUUCAUAUUUAUAAUAAAUAUGAUGAAAGAGUUAAAGAUGGGAGAAUCAUUGCAUCAAUUAAUAUUCAAACAAUAGUCAUGAAUAUAUGGAAUUAUUUUUGUGAAUAUAUAGCAUUUAAAUUAAUAAAUAAUCAAUUAAUAGUACACGGUAUUGAUUAA
Entamoeba dispar SAW760 is the source of this 237-nucleotide messenger RNA. RefSeq lists its product as uncharacterized. The coding region runs from base 1 to 237 and encodes 78 amino acids. The record is from RefSeq and is a predicted model, not a curated record. Lineage: Eukaryota; Evosea; Mastigamoebida; Endamoebidae. The transcript is spliced from 2 exons.